GAGUGAGCUGAGCGCCAGUAGAGCUCAGCUAGGCCGGGGGGCUGCUCGGCGGCUCAGUCGAGUAGUCGACUGAGCCCACAGCCCAGGGGGCCAUGUGCGCCCCAACAUAGCACGUUCUCCCUCGCUUCUCUCUCUCUGCUCACUCACUGCGUCCACACACACAGGGUUCACCGGUUCGGGUUCUCACUCCUCGCCCCCGUUAGCGUGCCGGUGCCCAUCUGGCUUAUAAAUAGGCCCACACGGCUCCACGGCCUCCACCACCCACCACCUGCUUGCACUCGCUUCGCUUUCGCUCACUGCCCCCCCAGCCCGCGCGCAGCCAGCCAGGGAAGCCGGAAGGGCGAGCGAAGGCGGCCAUGGGCGCCCCCUCCUCCCUCCCCGCCGCCGCGGCGCUCCUGCUCCUUAUGAGCCUCCUCGCCGGUGGGCACUGCCGAGAGGCCCAGCUCGACGUCGGUGGCGCCGACGCGGCCGGCGCCGAGAACUACAACACCAGCGACGCCGCCGUGUACUGGGGCCCCUGGCAGAAGGCCCGCGCCACCUGGUACGGCCAGCCCAACGGCGCCGGCCCAGACGACAACGGCGGUGCGUGCGGCUUCAAGCACACCAACCAGUACCCGUUCAUGUCCAUGGGGUCCUGCGGCAACCAGCCAUUGUUCAAGGACGGCAAGGGCUGCGGCUCCUGCUACAAGAUUCGGUGCACCAAGGACAAGUCCUGCUCCGGCAAGGCGGAGACGGUGAUCAUCACCGACAUGAACUACUACCCGGUGUCCAAGUACCACUUCGACCUCAGCGGCACGGCCUUCGGCCGGCUCGCCAAACCCGGCCUCAACGACAAGCUCCGCCACUCGGGCAUCAUCGACAUCGAGUUCACCAGGGUGCCGUGCGAGUUCCCGGGCCUGAAGGUCGGGUUCCACGUGGAGGAGUACUCGAACCCCGUCUACUUCGCGGUGCUGGUCGAGUACGAGGACGGCGACGGCGACGUGGUGCAGGUGGACCUGAUGGAGUCCAAGACGGCGCGCGGCCCGGCCACGGGGCGGUGGACGCCGAUGCGCGAGUCCUGGGGCAACGUCUGGCGCCUCGACACCAACCACCGCAUGCAGGCGCCCUUCUCCAUCCGCAUCCGCAACGAGUCCGGCAAGACGCUCGUCGCCCGCAACGUCAUCCCCGCCAACUGGAGGCCCAACACCUCCUACCGCUCCUUCGUCCAGUACAGCUGAUCAGGCCCCGCGCCCGCAAUUGGAGCUGGCGCGCCCGGUCGUCGUCGUCGUCUUCUCUACUACUACUACGCUACUACCACCACUAGACUACUGCUUCUACUAGUACGGCGGGCGGGAACGGAACGGCUAGUCGUCGAGGGUUGUCUCUCUGGUCAUCGUGUCGUUGCAGUUGUAUUAUCAUGAGUCGGGGUCCGUCCGUUGCAUUUGGGUGGGCGCGCUUGGCUUUUAGGUCGAGCGCCAUGUGCGGGUGUUCUGUGUGAGUCAUCAGGGAGGGGGAUGGCACGUGACGUGCCUGCCACCCACGUGCCAUCCCCCUAGCCGCGGACGGGCGUGAGGGUGGAGGGGGGAAAAAUUUAAGCCGUGUGGGAAAAUGGAGGAGGCAGGCGUACAAGGUACGCUCUCCCGCCCACUCUCGCUUUAUAAUUUAUAUCAUCAUCGUCAUCAUCUCCAUUUCGGAUCAGUGAUUAAUUAAUCGGAAAGUAUAUUGUACUACUGUAUAAACGCAGUUUUUCCCGAGCUUGAGCGGC
This is a messenger RNA of Panicum virgatum (switchgrass), 1744 nucleotides long. Its product is annotated as expansin-B4-like. The coding region runs from base 357 to 1217 and encodes 286 amino acids. Gene Ontology annotation, biological process: sexual reproduction. The transcript is spliced from 4 exons. The record is from RefSeq and is a predicted model, not a curated record. Gene Ontology annotation, cellular component: extracellular region. Lineage: Eukaryota; Viridiplantae; Streptophyta; Magnoliopsida; Poales; Poaceae.